Messenger RNA from Apus apus (common swift), 1130 nucleotides. RefSeq names its product RAB34, member RAS oncogene family (gene RAB34). The transcript is spliced from 11 exons. Gene Ontology annotation, molecular function: GTPase activity; GTP binding. Lineage: Eukaryota; Metazoa; Chordata; Aves; Apodiformes; Apodidae. The coding region runs from base 133 to 1074 and encodes 313 amino acids. The record is from RefSeq and is a predicted model, not a curated record. Gene Ontology annotation, biological process: endocytosis; phagosome-lysosome fusion.
GGGAGGGGCCUGCGCUCCCGUUCCUCCGGGGCCGGGUGUGCGACGCCGAGCACCGCUAGCGGAGCCGGCCUCGUGGUGGCCCUUGGACCGUCCCUGCUCCCCCCACGGCCACCCAGGCGGCCCCACGGGACGAUGAACGUGCUGGCUCCGGUCCGCAGGGACAGGGUCAUCGCCGACCUGCCCCCGUGUUUUCGGAAGGAGGCCGCCCUGCACGCCCGGCCCGCCUUCCACCCCGGGGUGGCCAGUGCCUGCCAGGAGCAGCGCACAGGGACCGUGGGGUUCAAGAUCUCCAAGAUCAUUGUGGUGGGGGACCUCUCAGUGGGGAAGACCUGCCUGAUCAAUCGCUUUUGCAAGGACACCUUCGACAAGAACUACAAAGCGACCAUCGGGGUGGAUUUUGAGAUGGAGCGGUUCGAGGUGCUGGGGGUCCCCUUCAGCCUGCAGCUGUGGGACACGGCAGGACAGGAGCGUUUCAAGUGCAUCGCCUCCACCUACUACCGAGGAGCACAAGCCAUCGUCAUUGUUUUCGAUGUCAACGAUGUGGCGUCCCUGGAGCACACACGGCAGUGGCUGGCUGACGCCCUGAAGGAGAACGACCCAUCCAACGUGAUCCUCUUCUUGGUGGGCUCCAAGAAGGACCUGAGCACGCCAGCGCAGUACAGCCUGAUGGAGAAGGACGCUCUCAAGGUGGCCCAGGAGAUGCAGGCAGAGUACUGGGCCGUCUCCUCACUCACCGGGGAGAACGUGCGGGAUUUCUUCUUCCGGGUGGCAGCGCUGACCUUCGAGAGCAGCGUGCAGGCCGAGCUGGAGCGCAGCAGCGCCCGCAAGAUCGGGGACACCGGAUCGGCAGCAACGAGAGCGACCUGUACCUCUCGGCACCCCGCAAGAAACCCAAGUGCUGCCAGUGAGGGGGCAGCCCCCAGCCCCCCCCCUGCUCACACCUCUGGACCAAAGAGGGGCCCCAAGGAGCUGUCCCAGCCCCCCUGGCCCCCUGCCUGCCCAGGCACCCACAGCCAGGAGCUCCCAUGCAGCUCCCUUAGCUAUGCAAACCCAGGUACUGCUCGCAGGGGGUGAUGCCCCCCGGCUCCCAUUUGUCUUAAUAAAACCUUUUUUUAUGCUUUUUAAGAAAA